This is a messenger RNA of Mycosarcoma maydis (corn smut), 630 nucleotides long. RefSeq lists its product as uncharacterized. The record is from RefSeq and is a predicted model, not a curated record. Bases 1 to 630 code for a protein of 209 amino acids. NCBI's taxonomy places the organism in Eukaryota, Fungi, Basidiomycota, Ustilaginomycetes, Ustilaginales. The transcript has a single exon.
AUGCCUUCGUCAGCAGCAAGACAGCGCAACAAAAGGGCGUUGGAAACCACAGGCGGAGUAUCGCGUCCUCCAACAAGCAAGCGCAAGGGCAAGGCCCGCGCUGUGGGCAGAGGAGAGUCUACAACACUUCAAUCGCUCUUGUACAUCCUUAUGGCAACGACGCUUCUAUUGGUCAGCUAUCAAGCAGCACGCAUCUACUACCGAGGCACUGCAGUAAUCUCGCCACUUUCGUUGUGGACCAAGGUCAAAUACGCCACAUACGACCGACGCCACAACACGGUGGGGACAACUGUUGGCAGCGACGCAAGGAACAAAUUCAACAAGCUCGCUCCAGAAGGAGUCGUUGCCGGGAUCCCGGCUCUCGUGCCUGGUCAAGAAGCGACAGACUCGCUCGAUCAGUUUCGGGAAAAGGUCGGCACCGAGGGCGAGCUGGACGCCCAAUUCGAUGACGAUGGCAAUCUCGACCUUGCCACCAUCCAGAGAAUGCUUGAUAUCUUGUACAAGCCAGCGAGAGAUGGAGUCAAAGGUGCUGCAAGUGCUGCUGGGCGUGUGCUCGAAGCUGUUACCGAGGACGAUCUCGACGCAGACGCCGCUGAUGCUGCCGAAGUUGCUGACGAGGCUACACCGUAG